Molecule: messenger RNA, 2179 nt
Organism: Quercus lobata
Lineage: Eukaryota; Viridiplantae; Streptophyta; Magnoliopsida; Fagales; Fagaceae
Product: solute carrier family 25 member 44-like
Exons: 1
Coding region: 837-1901 (354 amino acids)
Source: RefSeq, a predicted model, not a curated record
GAUCAGAACAAUGAAAAAGUGAUCAACAUGAUUAUGCCACGUGUUGAUCACCUCGAUCCGCAAAACCCUCGCUAAAAUCCAUAAUCUUCCUGUCCUAUCUUUCUCUUUCUGUCACUAAUAUCUUUUUAAAGGUCUCUCUACUCUCUACUCUCUACUCUCUGCUCUAUUCUCUCUAUUUAAUAUUCAUCUGCUUCACUUUGUCUUUCUUCCCUCUUUGUCUUUUUGAUAGAUAAUUCAUAUACCCUGCUCUCUCUUUCUCUCAUUUACCUUGGAUCUGAAGGGUUUCCUUUCAUCAAAGAGUGUGAUUUUCUCAGUGUUGAAGCGUAAGAAAACAUGAUCAGAGCCCAUCAAUCUCUAUUAAGAACAACUACCACUUCGGAGUCGACUUCUUCUAGCUUCAAAUGUUCGACCCACUUUUGGUAAUCCACGCUCGUUCUCAAAUCUCCUUGCGUAAAAUGAAAAAAAACCCAAAUACCCCCAUAACCUUAUCAUAAGUAGCUUCUCGAUCGAUCACUACACCCACCAUAAAUAGUAAGUCCACCUUAAUCUUAUCUUUUAAUCUUCUUCUUUUUUUAUACCAAUCUGUAUGCUGUUUCCCUCCUCACUCCAAAAACCAAACUUUACUGCUUUAUUUUCAAUUUUUCUUCUUGUUUAUGUUCUCUGAAGUAGUGUAAUCAAACUUUUGUCAGACCCAGUUGAAAAUUAUUCGUCUUGACCAAAAAGAAAGAAACUUUGUGUUUGGGUGUGUGUGUGAGAGAGAGAGAGAGAGAGAUUUUGGAGUAAAUAUAUUUCAUUAAAAAAAAAAAAAAAAAGGAAAAAAAAGCAAAGUGGCGAAGAUGAGCUUGAGUGCAACCGAGGAUGAUUCAGCUGCAGAAAUUCAUAUUCCAGCUGAUAUUGAUUGGCAUAUGCUUGACAAAUCAAAGUUUUUCUUUCUGGGUGCCGCUUUGUUUUCUGGUGUAUCGGCUGCUCUUUAUCCAAUAGUCGUUUUGAAAACCCGGCAACAGGUUUCUCCCACUCCCAUUUCUUGCUUUAAGAUGUCCUUUGCCAUCAUGCGCCACGAGGGCUUAAGAGGCUUCUACAGAGGAUUUGGUACCUCCUUGAUGGGUACCAUCCCAGCUCGAGCGCUUUACAUGACUGCACUUGAGGUCACCAAGAGUAAUGUUGGGACUGCCACUGUUCGAUUAGGCUUCUCCGAUACCACGGCCACGGCUAUUGCUAAUGCUGCAGCUGGAUUGAGCUCUGCCAUGGCUGCUCAAUUGGUUUGGACCCCAAUUGAUGUUGUGAGCCAAAGACUAAUGGUGCAGGGUUGUGACUCUAGCAGCAAGAACAUAAUCCCCAAUGUCUCAAACAAAUAUAACAAUGGUAUUGAUGCGUGUCGGAAGAUUGUGCGUGCAGAUGGGCUAAAAGGAUUGUAUAGGGGAUUUGGGAUUUCCAUACUGACUUAUGCACCUUCCAAUGCGGUUUGGUGGGCUUCUUACUCUGUGGCACAUAGGCUAAUUUGGGGUGGUUUUGGUUGCUACAUGGGUAAAAAGGAGGAUGCUUUGGUCAAUGGGAAUGGGUGUAAUUUUAGGCCGGAUUCAAGAGCAACGGUGGCAGUGCAAGGGUUGUGUGCUGUUAUGGCUAGUGGGGUUUCGGCUAUAAUUACUAUGCCGCUUGAUACAGUUAAGACAAGAUUGCAGGUUUUGGAUGGAGAGGAAAAUGGGCGGAGAAGGCCACUUACAGUUGUGCAAACAGUUAGGAACUUGGUCAAGGAAGGUGGGUUUAGAGCUUGCUAUAGGGGUUUGGCUCCAAGGUGGGCUUCAAUGUCUUUGUCUGCAACAACUAUGAUCACUACCUAUGAGUUUUUGAAACGGAUGUCUACCAAGAGGCAAGAAGAGAACAGAGAUUUACUUCGUGACUAGAUACAGCUGUUAGAUUGAAUUUUACAAAUGGAUUUUUUUUUCCGUUGGCUAUAGUUAAGCUAAGAUUGGCUGCUUCCCAAUAUGCUGAUUAUAUGUAAAUUCCUCUCUCUCCUCUUUUUUGCCACUCUGUUUUAGGGCUUUCUUCAUUAGGGUGGAGAUUGGAAAUUAUUCCUGUUCACUGUAAGCUUUUCUAAUUCCCCAAAUUCCUCCUAUGAAUAGUGUAAAUGGAAUCGUUUCCUCUUUAUCUCUCCAAUCCAAGAACCAACUUUGUUAAAAAA